AUGUACGAGUCAAUCGCCUCGCUGGAUUUACAUCGCCUGAGUCGGCAGAACCUCCAGAAACACUACGAAUCAGACGAGGAAGAUGCGUCCGAGUCCGAUGGAGGCCCCGAUCUGGUCCCGUCUCUGGUGGGCUCGCAGCGGGCUGAUACUCUGGAUUCCGAUCUCAGUGCAGAUGAGAACUCGCACAUGGACCUCGACUCGGACGGUGAGGAGCAAGAAGAACCAUUGUUCUCUUCGUAUUCCUCAAAGCGCCCUCGGCCCGUUUCAAUGGAUACGAUAAAAAGACGGAGUGAUGUGACGUUCCAGGACAACACCCACGUCUUUGACCCGGAGAAAGAAAUGAUUCUCGAGCUGCCGUCUCCCGAAUCAUCGCCCGGUUUAUCAUCGAGUCUGUUCCUUCCACGGUCGGUCUACACUCCUAGUGCGACCCAUUCUUCGACCCAGCGAGCCCGCUCGGCCUCUCCAUCGUCGAUUUUCUCCAUGGAAUCGGCUGAGAUCCAGGUUGCCCAGCAAAUCACCUUGUUGCAACCGCCGACUCGUCCGACUUUGGUUUUUAUUAAUGCGUUGGGCUCUCGAUCAAAGAGCUCCAAGCCCAGACCCACCAAUGCUCGCUCACGGGGCAAUGCUCGCAAUCGUGAGUCCCGCGUGUUUGACGGCAGGUUGGAAACCGGGUUCGACUUCCCUCGAGUCAUUGAUAUGAAGCCUCCAACACCACCCGCGUCCGUAUCCAGCGGAACAGACCGCAAGAGCUCUACGACCUCCGCGCCGGACAUGUUAACCGUACCCGAAGAAGGAGGUCCCAUUAAUGCACAAACGGCACCAUAUCGUCCCGCGUCACCACGGGCAAGGCCACAAUCGAUAUACCAGCCUCGACCCAGGACAGCAGAUCUAGAUCAGCCACUCCCAUCACAGUUAGUCCAGACUCGUGCCAGACACAUCACCGAAACAGUCCGUCCCUCUGCGGUGCGCACCAAUAGUAAUACCAGCGUCCUCUCCCACUCCCACUCCCCUGCCCCCAGCCUCUCCGGAUCACCCUACAUCGAUACCCUCCGUCAAGGCUAUAUGCCCGAGUGCUACAGCGAGGCGGGGAUAUCCCGCACCGCGAGCCCCGUCUCCAUCGCCUCCUCUCCUCCUUCAUCUACGUAUACCCUCUCUUCGACCCGGGACUGGCAACCAGGACAUAGUUCCCACUCGCUCCCGCCACGACCACAGGUGCUGCGACGAUCAGGACGGAAGCACUCCGCCGCAUCCAGCGUCCACUCUCUGGCCAGCGUUCGCUCAGAGAUAAACCUGCAAGCCCCUGCUCCCGGGACUACCUUCUAUAGCCAGAAGAUGAGCCAGUCGUCCUACGACUCGGACUUCGGGCGGAAGCCGAGCCAGCUGCGCCAUGGACGUCACAAUAGCUCGGCGACCAUUGCACGCGGAUUCAUGGGAUUGCGGUUCGGGAAGAAAGGGUCUAAUAAAGCUUGA
Penicillium chermesinum is the source of this 1470-nucleotide messenger RNA. RefSeq lists its product as uncharacterized. The transcript has a single exon. The record is from RefSeq and is a predicted model, not a curated record. The coding region runs from base 1 to 1470 and encodes 489 amino acids. NCBI's taxonomy places the organism in Eukaryota, Fungi, Ascomycota, Eurotiomycetes, Eurotiales, Aspergillaceae.